Molecule: messenger RNA, 5169 nt
Organism: Penaeus vannamei (Pacific white shrimp)
Lineage: Eukaryota; Metazoa; Arthropoda; Malacostraca; Decapoda; Penaeidae
Product: ATP-binding cassette sub-family C member 10
Biological process (GO): transmembrane transport
Cellular component (GO): membrane
Molecular function (GO): ABC-type transporter activity; ATP hydrolysis activity; ATP binding
Source: RefSeq, a predicted model, not a curated record
AGCGGGGAUGGGGGGAGGGAAGCGCAUAUCAACAAGAACAGCUGAUUCUGGAGGAGGAGCUGGUGGUGGAGGGUUUCCUUUGGUGUGUCAUGUGUCUCAUCAGUAAAGGAAAUGUAAUUGUAUGAGUAGCUGAAAAGGCAGAUCAUGAGACAAAAUGCAAUGUGAAGAAGAAAAGAGUUGGUGAUGCAAAAUGGAGAUACUUCAUAUUUGAUCAGUAUGAAAGAGAGGAAGCAGAUAGCAUUUCCUCUGCCAAAUAUGACAGGCCUCCAGUUGUAAAAUAGACUGAGCUUCUUUUGUGCCCCUAGGAAAUGUGCUGUUAGAUGUGCUUCUUAAUUUUAUAUUGAUUUCUAAAAGACAUCUAAGUAACCAAAGCAUCAUGGAUCCCAUGUUUUUCAAUAUGACCGCUUUCUGCGGGACAAUGGACUUCAGUGCUUGGAAUUCUCGCAAGUUAAACUUUGGGCUGUGUUUCCAAAAAGCAGUGUUUGUUGUUCCUACUUUUGCAAUGUUAGCCAUAAUAUCAGCCUAUUAUAUUGGCAAGCAGUCUGAAUGGGUGGUGCGCAGAAGAAAGCAGAUGGCAAUAAUCCACGCUAGGAUUGCUAUGACUGCACUUUCUUUAAUUCUGACCAUCUUAGAACCAUUGCUCUAUUUCUAUGUGGGAAAUGGAGAGCUGUUUUGGGUGGAUGGCCUUGUUGUUGGGGUGCAGACGAUUGCCUGGUUAGUGCACCUGGGUUAUUUAACAUCCCUGAAAACCCGCCUUAGUGUGGGGACUCGAGGCCCUACACCAGUCAUCUUUGCCUGGCUCCUGACAUUUCUCUGCACCAUCAACUUGGCUAGAACAGCAUGGUAUCGUGAAAGUGGAUUAUCAAAACUCAUUGAAGAAAUCAUGAGAUAUUUGGCCUUAGCACAACUAUGCCUACAAAUUGUGUACAUGUUUACACUGUUCCCAAAAGGCAGUGUUGGGACCUCACACUAUCAUGAAUUUAGGAGAGAGGCCACGGAACGUACUCCUCUCAUGGAAACAUCUUAUAAUGAUUACAGUGGCUUCCAUGAGGCAGCAGAUCCAUUCCAUUUGGGCAUUGCAGAGGAAAGAGUCAAUAUUUUAUCUUACCUUACUUUCUACUGGGUUAAUGCUCUGAUGGAGAAGGGGGCAUUGGGACACCUUCGCACCCAAGAUGAUCUGCAUGACCUUCCAAUUGAAAUGCGUACAGAUGUCAUUGCACAUAAGGUCAAUAAAACAAUCUUGAUGAAUCAGCCUCUACCAGUAGAGGGUACAGACGAGAUACCCAAGCAGAAGAAAUACUCGCUGCUAAGAGUCCUACACAAGUGUUUUGGAGUGCAGUUUUACAGCAUUGGUGUACUGAAGCUUGUUGGAGAUGGCCUUGGAUUUGCUGGCCCACUGCUGCUUCAUGAGUUGGUAACCUUUAUAGAGAACAAGGAUGGAGACACCAUAACUGGAUACACCUAUGCAGGUGGUCUGUGUGGUGCGGCUCUGGUUGCCACGUUCUGCAGCAUUCAUUAUAACUACUUAAUGGCUAAAGUUAACCUUCGUAUACGUGCGGCACUGGUAUCUACAAUAUAUCGUAAAGUCCUUUUGGUAAGCUCUGUGAACCUCAGCAAAUUCACAACAGGUGAAGUUGUCAAUAUGAUGAGUACUGACACUGACAGAGUUGUCAACUUCUGUCAGUCUUUCCAUGCAUUCUGGAGUCUUCCAUUGCAGUUGGGUGUCACACUGUAUUUGUUGUAUGUACAAAUUGGAAUAGCUUUCCUCGCUGGUGUAGGAGUUACAAUUCUACUGAUCCCCAUCAACAAGUGGCUGGCAUCAAAAAUAGGGAAAUUGAGUGUAGAGAUGAUGGGAUACAAGGAUAGAAGAGUCGGUCUCAUGACAGAGGUCCUGAGUAUGAUUAAAAUGGUGAAACUGAAUGCAUGGGAAGCCACAUUCAAACACAGAAUACAAGAUGAACGAUAUGGUGAAGUAAAGGCACUGGCUGGACGUAAAUACCUUGAUGCUGCCUGUGUCUACUUCUGGGCAGCAACACCUGUCCUUAUACCGAUUGCUACAUUUUCAACGUACAUUGCUCUUGGCAAUCCUCUCGAACCUGCUCGUGUAUUUACAGCAGUAGCCCUUUUCAACAUGCUUAUUAUGCCACUCAAUGCUUUCCCAUGGGUCAUCAAUGGGCUGGUUGAGGCUUGGGUCUCCGUGAAGCGUAUUGAGCGUCUGAUGGAGCUACCAGAACAAGACCUAAUGAACUAUUACACUGUAGUACCUGAGAUGAGUCAUAAGGACUCUGAGCUGCAAGUACUGAUCACAAACGGAAGCUUCACCUGGGCCAAUGGUGCUUCUCAAGCUCGAAGAGAAGCUGAAAGUCCCAAGGACUCAUCAGUUGAGACAUCCUCAACUGGAUCAGGAAGUUCAUUGAUAGAAACUGAUACCCUCAAUGGAAGCUUCGAGAAUCAUGUGGUGUUACCAACUCUUAGAAGAGUCAGCAUGCAGCUUUCAAAGGGUCAAGUAGUGGCUGUUGUUGGAAAAGUAGGUGCUGGUAAGACAUCACUGCUACAUGCCUUGUUAGCGGAAAUGUCAAAGACUCAUGGGAUUGUUGCAGUGGCUGCACUUCAUAAUGGUUUUGGAUUUGCCUCGCAACAGCCUUGGAUACAAAAUGGGUCCAUUAAGGAUAACAUAUUAUUUGGCAGCAGUCUUGACACCAACAGAUACAGAGCUGUACUGUCAGCAUGUGCUCUAGAAGAUGAUCUUCGAGCAUUGGCCUUACAAGAUGAGACUCGCUGUGGUGAGAAUGGAUCGUCUUUAAGUGGAGGACAAAAGGCUCGUGUCGCUCUGGCAAGAGCAGUUUAUCAGAAUAAGAGCAUCUACAUCUUAGACGAUGUAUUGUCAGCAGUGGACGGUCCUGUGGCACGUCACAUAAUGAGGCAUUGUGUCCAUGGUCUCCUGGCAGGCAGAACAGUGGUGCUAACAACCCACCAUCUGACUCUCCUUACUAAAGCAGAUUGGGUUAUCAGAAUGGAUAAUGGAGUUAUUGAGUCUCAAGGACCACCAGCAGUAAUCUUGCCAAGUUUCGUCUCCCCGGAAGAGCUGUCAGAUGAGUGGUGGGAGGAAGCAGAAGAUCCACAGGUGUCAGGUGCUAAACUGAGAAGGAUUUCCUUAGAUGUUUUUGCUGCAAGUCAAUCAAAAGCUGCAGAUGUGAUGAGAAAGAUUGAAGAAGCAGAAGAGCGUGAUUACGGAGAGCUGAGCAAUGCAGUAUACGUGACAUAUGCCACAGCAGUUGGUGGGAUCCUUACAGCAGCGAUCUUUUUCUCAUUUAUUUUGAUGCAAGGUUCAAGGAAUCUCACAGACAUAUGGCUGGCCUACUGGGUUUCUGAAGUCACAUCUGACAACAGCACUGGCAGCACUGUGCUAUUGCAAGGUGGAGUGUCAACACCCUGGGCUGGGACAGCCACCAGGCCAGAUCCUCCCAAGAUGACCAGCCCAAACUCAGGUCCUCUACAGUGGCUUAUUCCUGGGAAUCCUGUGCAUCAAGUGCUGCUUCUGCAGGAGCUGCCAGAAACAAACUUUUUGGCAGAUGUGGAUCCAAGCACCAAAUUCUAUCUCACAGUUUACGGAAUUCUUGCUGCAUCGAAUACUGUGUUCACUCUUAUGAGAUCUUUCCUAUUUGCUUACGGAGGGAUAUGUGCAGCAAGAUACAUUCACCGCAGAUUGUUGGAUUCAGUACUCUAUGCCAAGAUAACCUUCUUCGAUAACAACUCUCUUGGGCGCAUUCUAAAUCGUUUUUCAUCGGACCUGUACACAGUAGAUGACUCUCUACCCUUCCAGAUGAACAUCUUUUUUGCUCAAGCAUUUGGGCUAUUUGGUGCUAUUGUGGUAACAAUCUAUAGCUUACCAUGGAUCACCUUGCUCUACAUCCCCUUAGCCUUUGUGUAUUACACUGUUCAAAACUUUUAUCGCCAUACCUCUCGAGACCUAAAAAGGCUGCAUGCAGUGUCCCUUUCUCCACUGUAUGCUCACUUUACUGAGACUCUGCAAGGUCUUACAGUUAUACGUGCCAUGAGAGCUGUUCACAGGUUCAGCGUUCGAGCAGACAGUCUUCUAGAAGUCAGUCAGCGUGCCCAGUUUGACAUCCAGGUGGCUUCACAAUGGCUGAACCUCCGACUCCAGCUGAUAGGAUUGACAAUGCUGGCUGGAGUGGCAGCUCUAGCUCUCCUGCAACACCACUUUGAUGCAAUUGAAGCAGGGCUGGUUGGCCUUGUCAUCUCCUACGCCCUCACGAUCAGCAACUUCUUGAACAAUGUGGUGGGAUCCCUCACUGAGACAGAACGAGAACUAGUGAGCGUCGAGCGAGUCAAGCAGUAUCUGGAUGGUGCAGAGCCAGAGAGAAGAGAAGGCACUGCAGUCCCUCCAUUUGGCUGGCUGAGCCAUGGCUCCAUCCGGUUCCAAAAUGUCUCCCUGCGAUACCAUGAGCACAACCCUUAUGCCUUGAAGAAAGUUAAUUUUGAGGUGGGAGCAUCUGAGAAGGUUGGCAUCAUUGGUCGCACAGGUGCUGGCAAAAGUUCCAUAUUUACUGCUCUGUUUCGGCUGGUUGAACUGACUCGUGGCCGAAUAUAUGUUGAUAAUGUGGAUAUUUCAAAAUUAAGCCUUAAAAGAUUACGGUCCAGCAUGGCCAUUGUAACACAAGAUGCUCUGCUGUUUAGUGGGACAGUUAGGGAGAAUCUUGACCCAUGUGGGGAGUCUCUUGAUUCACAAGUGUGGCAGGCACUGAAGUCAUGCCAUCUGGCUGAGCUGGUCCAGACUCUUGGAGGCCUUACAGCCAGAAUAGAAGAGGCUGGGAAAGCCAUGUCAUCAGGAGAGAGACAACUAUUUUGCCUAGCAAGGGCACUUCUGUGCAGAACAAAGGUUGUGUGCAUAGAUGAAGGAACUUCCCAGCUUGACAAUGAGACAGAUGAGCAAAUCCAGCAAACCAUUCGCAGUGCCUUCAGGAACAAAACAGUCCUCAUCAUUGCUCAUAGGGUGCACACUGUUCGUGACUGUGAUAGAAUAUUGGUGAUGAGUGGUGGAGAGGUGGUUGAGAGUGGCCGGCCCACAGAACUGCUCUCUGACAGGGAUUCUCAUUUUUACUCCAUUCUUCACUCUCAGUGAGUGAGAGACAAGGAAUGGAUCUGAUU